This is a messenger RNA of Medicago truncatula (barrel medic), 2364 nucleotides long. RefSeq names its product DNA polymerase kappa. Gene Ontology annotation, cellular component: nucleus. The coding region runs from base 89 to 2077 and encodes 662 amino acids. Gene Ontology annotation, molecular function: damaged DNA binding; DNA-directed DNA polymerase activity. The record is from RefSeq and is a predicted model, not a curated record. Gene Ontology annotation, biological process: error-prone translesion synthesis. The transcript has 13 exons. Lineage: Eukaryota; Viridiplantae; Streptophyta; Magnoliopsida; Fabales; Fabaceae.
AUGACCAAAAAAAUAGAUGACGCAAAAUCAAUAAUAACGAGGAGAGAGGAAAGGCCCGGGCACGACGCGGCAACAAGUGAAAGAGAAGAUGUCGAUGGAGGGAAGCGAUGAUAAUCGAUGGCAGUCUUACAACACCGUUUACACUAGCGCGAAAGCAGGAAUGGAAGGUGUUGACAAAGAAAAAGUACAAAGGAUUGUUUAUGAAAUGAGCAAAGGAUCCAAAUAUUUUCAGAAUGAGGAAAGGAAGGAGUCUUUUAUCAAAUACAAAGUUCAAAACAUGCGUCUUCACUUUUCAAACCUUACACACUCUGAUUUAUCACAUUAUCAAAAGAUUGCUGAUAAAAGAAUUCUUGAACUUGAAGCUUCGCGCGACCUUUCAAGGAUUUGGUUACAUGUAGAUAUGGAUGCUUUCUAUGCAGCAGUUGAGACAUUAAGUAACCCUAUGUUAAAGGGUAUGCCAAUGGCUGUUGGCAGCAUGUCUAUGAUAUCCACUGCCAAUUAUGAGGCCAGGAAAUUUGGAGUUCGUUCUGCCAUGCCUGGCUUUAUUGCACGGAAGCUAUGUCCAGAGUUAAUCUUUGUUCCAGUUGACUUCAAGAAGUAUACUCAUUACAGUGAUUUGACCAGAAAAGUUUUUCAGAGGUAUGAUCCAAAUUUCAUCGCCGGUAGUCUGGAUGAAGCAUACCUUGAUAUAACUGAAGUUUGCAGAGAAAGAAAUGUCAAAAGUGAAGAAAUUGCUCAAGAAAUCAGAGUCGGUGUUUUAGAAGAGACUGGUCUCACAUGUAGUGCUGGAGUGGCACCGAAUCGCUUACUUGCUAAGGUUUGCUCAGACAUAAACAAGCCAAAUGGACAGUAUGUUUUACCAAAUGACCGCUUGGCUGUUAUGACUUUCAUAUCCUCCCUUCCUAUCAGAAAGAUUGGGGGCAUCGGUAAGGUUACUGAACGUAUUUUGAAGGAAGUUUUUGGAAUAAGCACAUGUGAGCAGAUGCUGGAUAAGGGUAGCUAUCUUAGUGCUCUUUUUUCUCAGUCAACAGCAGAUUUUUUUUACUCUGUGGGUUUAGGUUUGGGAAAGACGGAUUCUCCCCAAGUAAGAUUUCGGAAAAGUAUCAGCAAUGAGAGGACGUUUUCUGCCUCUGAGGAUGAAGCGCUGUUGCAUAAAAAAUUGGCGGAGCUUGCUGAAAUGCUAUCCACAGACAUGCAAAAAGAGGGUCUGCAUGGGAGAACGUUGACUCUUAAACUGAAAACUGCUUCUUUUGAGGUUCGGAAUAGAGCUGUGACUUUACAAAACUACAUCAACUCAAGUGAUGAUAUUUUGAAGCAUGCAUCAAAAUUGCUGAAAGCUGAACUUCCUGUUUCAGUACGAUUAAUAGGCCUUAGAGUAUCACAGUUUAGUGGACAAAAGUGUGGUGCUACACCUGAUCCUACACAGAAGACUAUUACCAAUUUCAUUACUUCAGGAGAAGCCAAUAGGAAAAAUAGUUCUUUUUCAGAUGUUACAGACCACGACUUUGUCACUGAUACAGAAACUGAUCUUUCCCUUGACGGUAGACACACAGGUCAGCUUGAUAGCAGAGAUCCUUUUGAUGGCGAUCAUUCGUUAGAUGUAAAUUACCAAAGCUCCACUCUUCGGAAAACUGCUGGUGCAGAGAAGCAGGUGCGAACUUCUGACAAUGCUGAUGCAAGUUCUAACCACAGUGGAUGUACAAAGGUUCUGGGAGGAUCAACUUCUUUCCAAGGGAAGUUCGAGGGCAAAAAUGUGAAUAACGGGUCUAAUCUCCUGGAGGAUGAUAGGCCUAAUUCUUGUCAGGAAAUGAUAAUGUUGUGGUUGGAUGACUAUAAAUGUUCACUCUGUGGAGCAGAACUUCCUCCAAGUUUUGUUGAGGAAAGAUUAGAGCACUCUGAUUUCCAUUUUGCUGAAUUGCUUCAAAAGGAAGAGUCUAGUAUUCACCAAGCAUCUGUUCCGAUUCAAAGUCAGGGUCAGAAGCACCGAAUCAAUAGACAAAGCAAAUCCAAGAAGCAAAAGUUGUCUCACAAGGAGGGCAAGCAUACGCCCAUUGAUCAUUUUUUUGUUAGAGAGUAGUCAAAGCUUACGAUGUUGGUGUAGCAUAAACUCAACAUAUGGCCGUUAUUAUUAGCUAAUAAUCUGUUAUUUUUGCAUGUGAUAUGUAUAUGUAACCUGUAAGCUGCUAGGAUUGCUCUAGUUGUGAGAGAUUUGGGUAGCAUGCAUGAGGUUUUAAGGUUAAAACCGCGUUGUCUUCGUUGUACACAAUAAAACAUAUGUAUAAUUUCUAUUUGUGAUUAUGGUUGUUUUAUGAACUUUGAUAUGAUGAAUAAAAUAGAGAAACUCAUUGAGGGUUCUGAAUUAAA